CGCCCGCUUAACCCCUGACACGACCUCUGCUCGGGCUGGGGGUGUGGGACCCCAAGGCCCCCGCGAACUGCCACGGGCCCAGGGCAGGGAGCCUGCAGGGCACUGGGGCCUCCUCUCCUGGACUCCCCAGAUGUGCCCCGAGCACCCACCCCUCCCUCCCAGGGGCCCACCCCCAUGCAGGGGGCAGGAGGAUGGGGGGAUGGCCCUUUUGUCCUCCGAGCUGCGCCCCUGACCCACGGAAGGUCUGGGGAUGGACACAGCCCCCGGCCUCCUCCCGUGUCCCGGACUCUGUGCAGCCGCGGCCCCGGCACGAGGGGGUUAAGGGAGCUGGGCCGCGGGGCCGGCCGGGCCGGGGACAUCAGAGCCCAGUGCAGCGAGGCCCAGCAGACGCGCCGCCGCCUGUGCACGCGGGGAUGGCCCUGAGCAGAGGAGGCCCGACCCUGGCACUGCUGCUCGCGACCGGGGCGCUGCUCAGCCUCAGCGGGCUACGGGGAGAGGAGCCCGGAGCGCCAAGGGCUGCCGAGAGCCUGCCGUGCCCGGCCGCGUGCACCUGCAGCUUCCAGGCUGACGCUGACACCGAUGUGCUCAGCGUCUUCUGCAGCAACCGGAACCUCACACAGCUGCCCAACGGCAUCCCGGCCAGUGCCAAGGCCCUGUGGCUGGACGGCAACAACCUAAGCGCCAUCCCCGCAGCAGCCUUCCAGAACCUCUCCAGCCUGGUCUUCCUCAACCUGCAGGGCAGCCAGCUGUGCCACCUGGAACCGGGCGCGCUCCUGGGCCUCGGGGCACUGGGCCACCUGCACCUGGAGCGCAACCAGCUGCGCAGCCUCGAUGUGCACACAUUUGCGCCCACCCCCGGCCUGGCCUCCCUCAGCCUCGGCCACAACCUGCUCGGCCGGCUGGAGGACGGCCUCUUCCAGGGCCUCGGGCAGCUCUGGGACCUCAACCUGGGCUGGAACGGCCUGGCCGUGCUGCCCGACCACGCCUUCCAGGGCCUGGCCGGCCUCCGCGAGCUUGUGCUGGCCGCCAACAAGCUGGCCUACCUGCAGCCUCCGCUGUUCUGCGGCCUUGGCGAGCUCCGGGAGCUCGCCCUGAGCAGGAACGCGCUGCGCGGCGUCAAGGCCGGCGUCUUGGCCAAGCUGCCCAAGCUGCAGAAGCUCUACUUGAGCCGCAACCUGAUCGCCACGGUGGCGCCUGGUGCCUUCCUGGGCAUGAGGGCGCUGCGCUGGCUCGACCUGUCCUACAACCGCAUCGGCAGCCUGCACGAGGACGCCUUCCCCGGCCUGCUGGGCCUGCACGUGCUGCGCCUGGCGCACAACACCCUGGGCAGCCUGCGGCCCGGCACUUUCCGGGACCUGCACUUCCUGGAGGAGCUGCAGCUCAGCCACAACCGCCUCCGGCAGCUGGCACAGGGAACCUUCACGGGCCUGGGGCGGCUGGAGGUGCUGACGCUCAACGACAACCAGCUCCAGGAGCUCCAGCCCCGCGCCUUCCUCGGUCUCCUGAACGUGGCUGUCAUGAACCUCUCGGGCAACUGCCUGCAGCACCUUCCGGAGCAGGUCUUCCAGGGCCUGGGCAAGCUGCACAGCCUGCACCUGGAGAGCAGCUGCCUGGGCCGCGUCGGCCCACACGCCUUCUCGGGCCUGUCGGGGCUGCGCCGGCUCUUCCUGCGGGACAACGGCCUCGCGGGCCUGGACGAGCACAGCCUGCAGGGGCUGCCCGAGCUGCUGGAGCUGGACCUCACCGCCAACCGCCUCACGCGCCUGCCGCCCCGGCUCUUCCAGGGCCUGGGCCAGCUCCAGUUCCUGCUGCUGUCCCACAACCGGCUGGCGGCACUGCCCCCCGAGGUGCUGGGGCCCCUGGGCCGCGCCCUCUGGCUGGACGUCUCGCACAACCGGCUGGAGGCCCUGCCCGAGGGGCUGCUCUCGCCGCUGGGGCAGCUGCGCUACCUGAACCUCGGCAACAACUCCCUGCGGACCUUCCUGCCGCAGCCCCCGGGCCUGGAGCGCCUGUGGCUCGAGGACAACCCCUGGGACUGCGGCUGUGCCCUCCAGGCGCUGAGGGGCCUGGCCCUGCGGGCCCCUGGGGUGGUGCCCCGCUUCGUGAGGGCGACCCCGGGGGGCGAUGACCACCAGCCGCCCACUUACAUCUACAACAACAUCACCUGCGCCAGCCCACCCGGCCUCGCCGGCCGUGACCUGCGGGACGUGGACGAGGCCCACUUUGCCCACUGCUGAGCCCAUGGCCAGGGCAGCUCUCGGGGACCUGGGCUGCCAGCUCAGCGAGGUUCAGGAGCCGGUGGUCCGGAAGGCCUGGCUGUGCCCGUCCUCACCCGGGGGGACUCGGGAGGCGGGCGUGUGGCCUGGAGGGCUCGGCUGGCACCGAUUAAAAGCAAGUAACCACC
Molecule: messenger RNA, 2404 nt
Organism: Choloepus didactylus (southern two-toed sloth)
Lineage: Eukaryota; Metazoa; Chordata; Mammalia; Pilosa; Megalonychidae
Gene: IGFALS
Product: insulin like growth factor binding protein acid labile subunit
Exons: 2
Coding region: 192-2237 (681 amino acids)
Cellular component (GO): extracellular matrix
Molecular function (GO): protein binding
Source: RefSeq, a predicted model, not a curated record